Amoebophrya sp. A25 is the source of this 783-nucleotide messenger RNA. NCBI's taxonomy places the organism in Eukaryota, Dinophyceae, Syndiniales, Amoebophryaceae. The record is from the annotation of a GenBank genome assembly.
UCCGAAUUCGUGUGUCGAGUAAACCUUUCCUUCCUGCUGUAUAUUCACUUUUUCCCUUAACUACUUUUCAUGAUGAUCAUACAGCAACAUAUCCCUGACACGAUGACAAAGAAAACUACAUGAUAACAAAAUAUCGAGGAUGAUUCACGAGCAAGAGCAACAAAAUGCCUCUCGGUCUUCAAAGCAUCGUCGCAUCGAUGACCACAGAUGAUAUUCACAGGAUUAUAGCGCCAAUCGACACGCUCCCAAGACGAUCACAUCAUCAGAAUUUUGAGGUCACAACGUCCUUCGCCCGCCGCAUCCCAGGGUACGAGCUGAGCAACAUCAACUGCCCAGAAGGGGAUACCACAGGCAGUGUCGACAAUGACGGAGUCGACAUCGCAGAAAACAUCAUGGAUCGCAUUUACAUCGAGCAGAAGAACACACUUCUAUUCGGCGUGUCGGGUUGUGCCUUCGCGUCAGGAAUUGUCACGGCUUUCAUGUUGAGGUUACCAGGAUUGUCGAAAUACGAUAAGAAAGGUGGUAGUGGAAUGGACCAGGAAGAAGAUGACGAUGAUCUUAUAGGAGGACAGAGUGGACGAGGAAUGAGUCAGGGUCCACCGUCAGCUGGAGGUAGUUCCCCUGGUUCAAAUCUUUCAGGAGAUGCAGAAUCUGUUGAUGACGGGUGAUUAAGUAGAUGAUUGCGUAAUAGCACUAAUUAUCUUGUGAUGGCGAUGACAACUACCUCUGCUGUAUCUUCUGACACUUGCAGCAAGUCCUUGCAUCUACCGACCGAGCUAGUAC